GUUAACGUAUGCUCAGUGGAUAGGAUAAAAAAUGCAAGCAUUAUGCAGAACAUUUUCUAGUGUACUGUAUGUAGCCAACUGUUCUUUAGACUGAGUGGUGCGCAUGCCCCAUGUCAUAGUAAAGGAAAAGCACAAUGAAUCCUCUCUCUCAUUGACCACAGUGCGCAUGGUCAUUGCUUUUGUAUCAUUUAUGUCCGUCUGAGCAAGAUCAGCUGCACUUCAUGUAUUGCAGAAAUAAGUUUUACGGCUUUGAAGUAGGCUUUUUUCAAAGGAAUCAUCGGAUAAGGAAACAGAAUAUGUCGGUAAACAAAGCUAAGAAAGUAAAAAUGGCUACCAAAUCAUGCCCUGAGUGCGACCAACAGAUUCCAGUUGCUUGCAAGUCUUGUCCCUGUGGCUAUGUAUUCAUUAGUCGAAAGCUUCUAAAUGCCAAACUGAAUGAGAGAUCACCACCAGCAAUAGACAAAUUGGAUGCAAAGAGGAGGAGAACUGAAAGAAUUCGCAGAGAGAAGAUCAACUCUCCGUCAACCAAUGACAUGGAGAACAGAAGGCGAUGCCGCUCCAACAGCCAAUCGGAUCAGAUCCGGAGAGGGCGGGGCAGGCCAAAGACAGUUGGGCUGAAGAAGCAGGAGGAGGAGAAAGAAAAAAUUGAGAAAGAAGUUGAUAUCUAUGCCAACCUCUCAGAUGAGAAAGCAUUUGUGUUUUCGGUGGCAUUGGCCGAGAUCAACCGGAAGAUCCUGGGCCAAAGACUGAUCUUAUAGACAGACCAGAUGGUUGCUUUGAGGGAUUGACAUGUGAAACCUAAGAUUGUUACUGUGGAAAAACCCAUGGAUGACCACCACAGUGUGUCUAACAGGGUAUGAACUCUGACCCAUGAACUCCCUGCCCGAUUGGUCAAAGCCUUGGGAAAAUGGAGAUGUUGGGGAACAUUGAGAAGCAGGCACCUGGUCUGCUCAAGAGGAAAUGUUGGAACCAACUUAUCUUUAGAGUAAGCUUAUGGAAUUGGAGGGGGUAGGACAUCUGAAUAUUUAUCUUUUAAUCAGAUU
Oncorhynchus mykiss (rainbow trout) is the source of this 1043-nucleotide messenger RNA. Its product is annotated as UPF0547 protein C16orf87 homolog. The record is from RefSeq and is a predicted model, not a curated record. NCBI's taxonomy places the organism in Eukaryota, Metazoa, Chordata, Actinopteri, Salmoniformes, Salmonidae.